Messenger RNA from Brassica oleracea var. oleracea, 685 nucleotides. RefSeq lists its product as uncharacterized. The transcript is spliced from 3 exons. Lineage: Eukaryota; Viridiplantae; Streptophyta; Magnoliopsida; Brassicales; Brassicaceae. The coding region runs from base 253 to 633 and encodes 126 amino acids. The record is from RefSeq and is a predicted model, not a curated record. Gene Ontology annotation, cellular component: mitochondrial membrane.
UGGGACUCAAAUCUUGUGAGCUGUAUGUAAUAGCUUCGAUCUCUAAUCCGAUUCUGUUUCCGAGCUCUCUUCUUCUCUGGCCAAGUCUAGCCCAAAGGUAUGCAAAAUUUCAUGGUUUCAGGGCUUUAGCUUUUGAUGUAAUAGAUGCUUCGUCCGAUUCUACGCUGCCACUGACAAAUUUGGUUUGCGAUUGGGUCUGUCAACAUUUGGCUGUGAUUGAGAGACCAAAGCUGUCCGAAGUUUCUACAGAAAAUGACAACAAUCCAAAGACUCCAAAGGCCAUCAUCCCCUUCCGGUUUUGCUGCUACUCUCAUUCAGCCAUCGUUUAAAAGGUGGGGAAGGAGACACCCUUUUGUACGAUACGGACUUCCCAUGAUCUCUCUCACUGUUUUUGGAGCCCUUGGACUUAGCCAACUCCUCCAAGGCAGUAAAGACAUCGCAAAGGUCAAAGACGACCAGGAAUGGGAGAUGACUGAGACAAGAAAAUCUCUUUCUAAAACUGGACCUGUCGAUGCUUAUCAACCUAAAUACACUUCAAUCGAAGACGAGCUCAAGGCUAUGCAAGGGAAGAUGGACAUAAGCACGUACGAGUACAAGAAAAUUCCAAAGCUUAACGAAGCCAAGUCCAGUUAAUGUCAACUCUUUUAAAGAGUAGUUUCAUGUAUCAGAGUUUUUUUUCUUUUUU